Molecule: messenger RNA, 708 nt
Organism: Rosa rugosa (rugosa rose)
Lineage: Eukaryota; Viridiplantae; Streptophyta; Magnoliopsida; Rosales; Rosaceae
Product: F-box/kelch-repeat protein At3g06240-like
Exons: 2
Coding region: 1-708 (235 amino acids)
Source: RefSeq, a predicted model, not a curated record
AUGUGGAACCCAUCAACUGGAUUCUUCCGCAACAUACCUUGUCCAAAUUUUCAGAUUGGGAUGAUAAACUGGACAGAUGAAGAGGAUGAGAUCGGUGUAUAUUAUGGUUUUGGUCAAGUGUCGGCCUCUGACGACUACAAACUUGUGGUCAUACCAAAUUUGGGUGUUUUUAUGGAAGUACAAGUGUUCUCAGUCAAAGCUAACUGUUGGAAAGUUGUUAAAGCUCCUUACUUGACGCCAUACCACCCCUGGUCUGAAGAAUUGGGGACUUAUUCAAAUGGAGCGAUUCAUUGGGUCAGUAACCGUGAACCUGGGAUUUUCGAGCCACCUGUCUAUGCUUUUGAUCUGGCAAAUGAGGAGUUUCGGGAAAUGCCAUUGCCUGAUGCUAAAAAGUAUACUGUAUUUUGGGUGAUGAAAGAGUAUGGGCUGCCUGAAUCUUGGGUUAAACUCUUUGGGUUUAAUAUACACGAUUUACCAGAUGUGUUCAAUUCAUUCUUUAGCCGCCUUUUUUGGGAUCCUAUUUUCAUUGCAGAAGACGGUACAGUUGUGAUCAAACUGCGUACCCAGAGGGAGUUGAUCUGGAUUAAAUGCCGUAAAGAAGAGAAGCCAUUCUGCACCGACCGGUACCGUCUUGAGGAGGUGCCGGAACAUCAGUAUGCAUUUUAUGCCAUUUGGUAUGAUGAAACUCUAGUUUCGAUACCUGAAUGA